Cuculus canorus (common cuckoo) is the source of this 9076-nucleotide messenger RNA. It is a transcript of the gene PREX2, whose product is annotated as phosphatidylinositol-3,4,5-trisphosphate dependent Rac exchange factor 2. The coding region runs from base 216 to 5036 and encodes 1606 amino acids. The record is from RefSeq and is a predicted model, not a curated record. NCBI's taxonomy places the organism in Eukaryota, Metazoa, Chordata, Aves, Cuculiformes, Cuculidae. The transcript has 41 exons. Gene Ontology annotation, biological process: intracellular signal transduction. Gene Ontology annotation, molecular function: guanyl-nucleotide exchange factor activity; protein binding.
UUAAUGUCCAAGUCUGUGCCGCCGCGGAGGCUUUCCAACCUCUCAGCUCACAGGGCGAGCUGGGAACCAGCGACCGCGCGUUUCCUCCAGGCUGUGUCCCCUUCCUGACGGGAAAGGAGCAGGCAGCGGGGUGGCUCCUGGCCGCUGGAGCUGGCGCUCGGGCGACUCCUCUUGCAGCCGGGCUGGGGAGAGGCACCGCUCCCCCUCGCCGCACCAUGACGGAGGAGAGCAAAGGGGAAGCCAAGGGGGAGAGCGGGAAGGACUUGGAGAAGCAGCUUCGCUUGCGGGUCUGCGUCCUCAACGAGCUGCUCAAGACCGAGCGGGACUACGUGGGCACGCUGGAGUUCCUGGUGUCGGCUUUCCUUCACCGAAUGAUCCAAUGUGCUAUAGCCAAAGUGGAUAAAAAUGUCACAGAAGAGACAGUUAAGAUGUUGUUUUCAAAUAUUGAAGAUAUUCUUGCAGUUCACAAAAACUUUCUGUCCCUGGUGGAGGAGUGCUUACAGCCAGAGCCUAAUGCGCAGCAUGAAGUUGGAACCUGCUUUCUUCAUUAUAAAGAGAAAUUCCGUAUCUAUGAUGAAUACUGCAGUAACCAUGAGAAGGCACAGAAAGUCCUGCUUGACCUUAACAAAAUAAGAACAGUGCGGACGUUUCUUUUGAAUUGCAUGCUCCUUGGAGGACGCAAGAACACAGAUGUACCAUUGGAGGGAUAUCUAGUAACACCAAUACAGAGAAUAUGCAAGUAUCCACUUCUUUUGAAGGAGUUACUGAAGCGGACUCCAAGGAAGCACAGUGACUAUGCAGCACUAAUGGAAGCCCUCCAGGCCAUGAAAGCUGUCUGUUCCAACAUAAAUGAAGCCAAGAGACAAAUGGAAAAAUUAGAGUUUUUGGAAGAAUGGCAGUCUCAUGUUGAAGGAUGGGAGGGGUCCAACAUCACAGACACGUGCACAGAAAUGCUGAGAAGUGGACUACUACUGAAAAUUUCAGCAGGAAAUAUCCAAGAGAGAAUAUUUUUUCUUUUUGAUAACCUCCUGGUCUACUGCAAAAAAAAGCACAGGCGAUUGAAGAACAGCAAAGCUUCUACAGAUGGCCACCGUUACCUUUUUCGUGGCAGAAUAAACACAGAAGUGAUGGAAGUCGAGAAUGUAGAUGAUGGAACAGCUGACUAUCACAGCAGUGGCCACACUGUUAUUAAUGGCUGGAAGAUCCACAACACAGCGAAGAACAAAUGGUUUGUAUGCAUGGCAAAAACCCCUGAAGAGAAGCAAGAAUGGCUGGAAGCUAUUUUGAAAGAGAGAGAGAGAAGAAAAGGUUUAAAAUUGGGCAUGGAACAGGACACUUGGGUGAUGAUCUCUGAGCAAGGAGAAAGACUGUACAAAAUGAUGUGCAAACAAGGGAAUCUCAUCAAAGACAGGAAGAGGAAAUUAACCACUUUCCCCAAAUGCUUUCUUGGAAGUGAAUUUGUGUCCUGGUUGUUGGAAAUUGGAGAGAUACACAAAUCUGAAGAAGGUGUUAAUCUUGGCCAAGCAUUAUUAGAGAAUGGCAUUAUCCAUCAUGUUACAGAUAAGCACCAAUUCAAACCCGAACACAUGCUGUAUAGAUUCCGAUAUGAUGAUGGAACAUACUACCCCAGAAAUGAGAUGCAGGAUGUGAUCUCUAAGGGUGUACGACUGUACUGUCGCCUUCACAGUCUGUUUACCCCAGUAAUUAGGGAUAAAGAUUAUCACUUGAGAACCUACAAAUCUGUGGUCAUGGCUAACAAACUCAUAGACUGGUUGAUUGCACAGGGGGAUUGCCGGACGAGGGAGGAAGCUAUGAUACUUGGUGUUGCUCUUUGUGAUAAUGGGUUUAUGCACCAUGUAUUAGAGAAAAGUGAAUUUAAAGAUGAACCACUGCUGUUCCGUUUUUAUGCGGAUGAAGAAAUGGAAGGGUCAAAUAUGAAGCACAGACUCAUGAAACAUGAUCUGAAAGUAGUGGAAAAUGUCAUAGCCAAGUCAUUACUGAUUAAAUCUAAUGAAGGCACUUAUGGUUUUGGUUUAGAAGAUAAAAAUAAGGUGCCAAUUAUUAAGGUGGUGGAGAAAGGAUCAAAUGCUGAGAUGGCAGGCUUGGAAGUUGGGAAAAAAAUCUUUGCCAUUAAUGGUGACCUGGUUUUUCUGAGACCCUUCAGUGAAGUGGAUUGCUUCCUGAAAGCAUGUUUAAACAGCAGAAAGCCCCUGCGGGUUCUUGUGAGCACUAAACCACGGGAGACAGUGAAGAUUCCUGAUUCUGCAGAUGGACUUGGAUUCCAAAUCCGGGGAUUUGGCCCAUCAGUUGUCCAUGCUGUUGGGAGAGGAACAGUGGCGGCUGUGGCAGGUCUCCACCCUGGCCAAUGCAUAAUCAAAGUGAACGGAAUUAAUGUCAGCAAAGAGACUCAUGCAAGUGUUAUUGCUCAUGUCACGGCGUGCAGGAAGUACAGGCGGCCAAUGCAGCAAGAUUCAAUACAGUGGGUUUACAACAGUAUUGAAAGUGCACAGGAAGAUCUUCAGAAAACAAACACGAAGCCUUCUGGAGAGGAUGGAGGAGAUGCCUUUGACAGCAAAGUGGAAGAGGUAAUUGACAAAUUUAACACUAUGGCAAUAAUUGAUGGGAAGAAAGACCAUGUGAGUCUUACUGUUGACAAUGUUCAUCUGGAGUAUGGAGUGGUUUAUGAGUAUGACAGCACAGCUGGAAUAAAGUGCCAUGUGUUAGAAAAAAUGAUUGAACCGAAGGGAUUUUUCAGCUUGACUGCAAAGAUUCUUGAAGCACUGGCAAAAAGUGAUGAACAUUUUGUGCAGAAUUGCAACAGCCUCAAUUCCUUAAAUGAAGUGAUUCCCACCGAGCUUCAAAGUAAAUUCAGUGUCAUUUGCAGUGAGAAAAUGGAGCAUAUCAACCGAAGAAUCUCUAGUUAUAAAAAGUUUUCAAGAGUAUUAAAAAACAGAGCUUGGCCUACUUUCAAGCAAGCUAAGUCAAAGAUUUCACCACUUCACAGCAGUGAUUUCUGUCCAACCAACUGCCAUAUCAAUGUGAUGGAAGUGUCUUACCCUAAAACCUCAACUUCCCUUGGGAGUGCUUUUGGUGUACAGUUAGACAGCAGGAAACAUUCUUCCCAUGAAAAGGAAAACAAAAACAGUGAUCAAGGUAAACUGAAUCCCAUGAUUUAUGUCCAACAUACCAUUACUACUAUGGCUGCCCCUUCAGGGCAGUCUCUUGGCCAGCAAGAGGGCCAUGGUCUGAGGUACCUCUUAAAAGAAGAAGAUUUAGAAACACAAGAUGUCUACCAAAAAUUGCUGUUCAAAUUACAGGCUGCACUGAAAGAAGUGGAAACAUGUGUCUGUCAAAUAGACGACCUUCUUUCUUCAAUAACGUAUUCUCCCAAAACUGAACGUAAAACGCCUGAGCCUUUAAUACCAGCAGACAGUGAUAAUGAAAAGGGGGAAAGGAAUGGGAAGAAAGUCUGUUUCAGUGUGACAGGUGAUGAACAAGAAGAUUCUGGUCACGAUACCAUCAGCAACAGGGAUUCUUACAGUGAUUGCAACAGCAAUAGGAACUCCAUUGCCUCGUUCACCAGCAUUUGUAGCAGUCAGUGCAGUUCUUAUUUUCACAGUGAUGAAAUGGAUUCAGGUGAUGAGCUUCCCAUAAGUGUUCGAAUCUCUCAUGAUAAACAGGACAAGCUCCAUAGCUGUUUGGAGCAUCUUUUUGGUCAAGUCGAUUCAAUUGUCAGUCUCCUGAAAGGACCAGCUGUGAUGAGAGCCUUUGAGCAGACAAAAUACUUUACACCAGGUCGAGGCCUCCAAGAGUUUCAGCAGGAGAUGGAACCGAAGCUUAACUGUCCAAAGAGGCUACGACUCCACAUCAAGCAAGACCCUUGGAACCUGCCCAGCAGUGUCCGGAGUCUUGCCCAGAAUAUCAGAAAAUUUGUUGAAGAGGUGAAGGCACGAAUACUCUUGGCACUUCUUGAAUAUACAGAUAGUGAGAUACAAUUGAGGCGAGAUAUGGUCUUCUGUCAGAGCCUAGUGGCCACAGUCUGUGCUUUUUCAGAGCAAUUAAUGGUGGCCUUAAAUCAGAUGUUUGACAACAACAAAGAAUAUGAAAUGGAGACGCUGGAGGCCAGCAGAAGGUGGUUGGAACAGAUAGCCAGUGCGGGUCUUCUCCUUCAUUUCCAGUCCCUGCUCUCACCUAAUCUGGCUGAUGAGCAAGCCAUGCUCGAAGAUACAUUAGUUGCACUAUUUGACUUGGAAAAAGUUACUUUUUAUUUCAGACAAUCAGAGCCAGAACCACUAGUUGCAAAUGUACCAAUCACAUACCAAGCAGAAGGAAGCCGGCAAACCCUGAAGGUUUACUUCUACCUUGAUAGCUACCAUUUUGAACAGCUUCCUCAAAGGCUGAAGAAUGGAGGGGGAUUUAAAAUCCACCCAGUGCUUUUUUCACAAGCAUUGGAGAGCAUGGAAGGAUAUUAUUACAGAGACAGUGUGUCAGUAGAAGAAUUUCAAGCUCAGAUUAAUGCAGCCUCACUAGAAAAAGUCAAACAGUAUAACCAGAAAUUACGGGCAUUCUACCUGGACAAGUCGAACUUGCCUCCAAAUUCAACAUCUAAAGCAGCUUACAUAGAUAAGCUGAUGAGGCCCCUCAAUUGUGUGGAUGAACUUUACCGACUGAUAGGAUCCUUUAUCCGAUCCAAGCGCACUGCUGCCUGUGCAUAUACUGCGUGCAGUGCUUCUGGAGUUGGACUGCUUUCAGUGUCUUCUGAACUCUGCAGCAGGCUUGGAGCUUGUCACAUCAUUAUGUGCAACAGUGGAGUUCACCGAUGCACUCUGAGUGUUACCCUGGAGCAGGCGAUUAUUCUGGCUCGGAGCCAUGGACUACCUCCACGUUAUAUCAUGCAAGCUACCGAUGUCAUGCGCAAACAGGGUGCAAGAGUCCAAAACACAGCCAAGAAUUUAGGAGUGAGAGAUCGAACACCACAAUCUGUCCCAAGAUUAUACAAGCUAUGCCAGCCACCACCACCUGUUGGAGAAGAAUGAGGAGAGCUGCUACAGAAAAUAAUCCAGUAACGGCCUUUAGGAUACUGGGACUUCAUGACAAAAUCUAACUGCACUAGAGCAGUGUGUGCCUGUGGCUUUGAUAAAUAAAAAAACCCUUUACUCAGGUUAAAGAAAUACCCUAAAUAUUCUCUACUGGUAUUGAAAAUUGACUCCCAAAAAGCACUCCGGCCUUACACUAGUAAAACAGGAAUCUUCCUUGGGAAUUUUACACUGGAAUCAGAUUCAUUUGAUGUGUCUAGUUCAGCCACACAAUAGGCAUAGCCAGAAGCUUGAAAACAAAUGUCUUGUUCAGAGAGAAUGACUUCACUUGUACACUCUACAGAAUGCAUUCUUGUGGAAGGAAUAAAAGCCUAGAUAAACUAGGCCUGAUAAUGAGCAUGCACUUCAUAUGGGGCCCUUUGCACUGAUAAACCCUUUUUCCCUGUCUCUAUAUAGUUUAUCAGAAUGACUAAUGUUUCAAGGAUAUAAUGUAACUGAGGUUUAAAGAUGGAAGACUCAUCUUGGAAUUGUGUUUAUUGGCUGUAGGCAGACUGCUGCUAUCAACGUGUGCUCGUAAUCAGUAAAUAUAGCCAUAUCUUAAGCAGUCUGCUGUCAUGCUCCUUUAGAAAGGAGUAUGUAUCUAUAUGGCAUAUGAGGUGAAGUUUUGCUGUUCUUCUGUUGCCAUUAUAAUGAGGAAGGGUGAGUCUGAUCUUCGUCAGUAGUUAGACUGAAUUUCAAACUCUAUCUAAUGUACAUUCUACAUCAUUGCACCUCUGCAUUUCAGAGUUUUCCAGAGUUGUGUUUAUUCUUAUGCAGGACUAUACUGGCAAACCUAUGUAAGGUGGGGAUGAGGCAGUGCUGUUAUGUUUAACUGGAAAUGUCUGGAGUUUAAGCUAAAGCAUAGCUUGGGGGUUUGCUGUUUCAUGCUACCAUUUCCUGUAUUUUGUCAGAAUUGUUUUGUAUAGCAUUUCAGUUCUUUGGAGUGGUAAUUGUUAUAGAUUGAUUUUGAAAGCUGUACUGAGUAUUUGGAGGGCCCAGGGAAAAUGUAUCUGCAUUUGUCUGCUCUUUUGGCCAAAGUAUUUUCAGAGAAAAUGCCCCCAAAUGAGGUUUCAUAUGUGAACACAUUAAAAAAAACCCAAACCUAUACUCUGAAAUAGUUCUACUUGCAGCAGUAGCUACACAUUCUAUUAAAGCAGGACAUAAACUGUCUGAAUAAAAUUUAUUUUUUGUACAACAGCAGCCUAUAGUUAUGCUGUAGCCAUCAAACCUCACAACAUAAUAUUUGCAUGUUGUCUAAGUAUUUAUGAAAUCUUCAACAAAUAUAUGAAUCCACAAUGAGAUGCAGGAAAAGUCAAAACAAGGUGUAGUCUUGCAGAGAGUGUUCGUUAGGCAGGAUAUCUAGGGGACUUUUUACUUUUUCUCCAAAGGAGGAAUUAGGGUUCCUACCUUUUUCAGUAUUCUUAAUGUUUUUACAGACUUUAACGUUGCUUAGAAAAUAAAUAUUUUUAUAUAUCCACAGAUAUAUAUGUCUGCACAUCUAUGUGAGUUUCAAUAUAUAUGUAUUUAUGUAGUCAUGUCAAUUACUGAUCGGUCCAACCUGAAAUACACUUCAGUAACAAUUUCUCCUUUGUUCUUUGAAGUUUACACUCUUUCAAGUAACUGCAAGAUGUGGGACUAUAAUAUUUUUUAUUAUCAAAGAAAAAAAACAGACAGACAAACUCAUAAAGUCUUACUCUUCAGAAAUUUACUCUUUUUGUGGGAGACCUAAUGCAUAAGAAAGACUAAUGUACAUAAAGACUUAUGAUUUCUGUUGCUAUUCUAGUCAUAAUCUUGUGCUUUUGUACAAUGUGUUUUGUUCAGAGAGGCAGUAUUGGCUUCAGUAGUUCCUGCUGCAGGCAAAAGCGCCAGAAAUGUUUCAAUUUCUGCUUGUCAGACAUCAGGAGAACAGAGGAGCCAUAACCUCCUCAUGCCAAGGAUGGUGCUGGUGUCAGCCCUGGCUGUGAGCUCUGAUCUUCCUAUGAGGUUUGCCCGCGUGAGGUUUGGUCUUUUAUGACCAAACUAUGAGGCAAGUCACCUGCAUGAGCUGCUAAUCCUCUGUAGUGUAACGCAACCUAGAGGACAACAUCUUUGGCAUGCGUACACUACUGUAACUAGUCAUCACUCUUUUCAUUGCAUUGAAAACGGUAGGAGUGCAAAUAUACCAAAAUAGUCUCCCUGUAUAAUAUGGCAGUUGGCUAAUUCAUUUUGUUGUUGAAAGCAAUGGGUAGUGGACAUGAAUAAAAAGCAAGGGACAAAUAUAAGCCAGUCAAUGGACCAAAUUCUUUAGCUAUCGUUUCAUGAGUGUGUAUCAGAAAUCUUGACCUCUUGUUUUUUAUCUAAUUUUCAGUUCUUUCCUGCCCCCCAACCCCUUCUAGAGGCAGUUUUCAAAAACUUGUUUAGCACUAUGAGCUUCAUUGGUGACCCAUACUGCAAAAUAAAGAAUCUGUUUAGCCUGGUAUCAAAGAAACUGAGAAACUUAAGCCCUGGAUCUCUGGGAUUACAGAUAGCACAUAAAGAUAAGAUUUUCAGAGGAAAUUGGGCAGAUAUGUCUUACUGACUGUCUGUGGAAAGUGGGUGACUAAUUUCUCAGAAUUUCCCUCAAAAGCCAGCAUUUGCUUGAAACAUCAUGCAUGUUUUCAAAGUGCUUUUCUUGUCCAUCUGUUUUCAGAGUGCACUGCGCACUCUUAACAUGUCUGGUUUCUAAUAACAUAUGAUGGAUCUUUAAGAAACCCAUUCUUACAUUAAUUUACAUAUGUUCAUUAUUAAAGCUAUUUACCUUGUUUGGUAAAUAUAUAGAGGAUGUGUUUUUCCUUAUGCAAGGUGCACUUGCAGAGUGAAAAAAAUCCAUUCUCAUCAUAGUUUGUUUAUCCUCUCCUAAAGUUUUAGACUUGCAGAUGACAAAAUGACCAAGAGAGAUGAUUUACACGAACUGUGACACCCGUACCUUGUUAUAUCCUUGCUUCUCCUGCAGCAGAUUAUGCAGCCUAUUUUUAAGACAACGUGUUGUACUGGUUUAGGGAAAGCAUUCUGUAUUUUAAGUUUACUUCUUCAUCCAAGACAAAGGUAAUUCUUCUGGGAAUAAAUUCAAGGCUCUAAAGACAUACAUUACCAAAUACUGACUACCAUGAUUCAGUGAUGGUCUGUAGGGGAUUUCUAGGAGAGAUUUUACAGCUGGGGAGGGAGGGUUAAGGGCCAAGCAAGAGCUAAAUUGCCAUAGGGUUCAUACUUGGAGAAAACUUAUAUUUUAAAGUAGAGCUGAUAAUAUUUGGCCUGGUUUUGUAACCAUCUUCUUUGAAUAAUAGGAUGGUGAACAGUCUUUAAUCUAUGAAAUGAUUAUUGAUUCAGUCUAAUUCCAAAUUAAGUAUUUCAUAACACUUCUUUUUCUCUUAGGUUGUAAAUGUAAAUUAAUGAAAAAAGUAUAUAUUCCAGUUUCUCAAUGUCAAAUAUUUUUGUGUUUAGGGAUCUAUUUCUAAGUAAAUAUUCCUGCUAUCAGCUGAACCAACAAACCAAUUUUAUGGCCACUGAAAAUUGCAAUCUGUAGUGACUUUAUAGAUAAUUUUCACUGGAGUUUAGCACAUGCAUCAGAUUUUUAGGUAUAUAUUUGUAUAUUUUAAUGCAGUCAGUAGUGGUCAGAACUGCUCUCCUGCUGGUUUAGAGCCGAAACAAUUAAGCUUAAAUUGACAAGGAUUUAUACUAAUCAUAUUUCAUUUCAUUUGUUAGAAUCCCCUAAUGGAAAAAAAUGAACCCAUUUUAUUGAUCUGGUUUUACCCACAGAAAUGCGCAAGCAAACAACAGUGAUUUUUGUUUAUUAAUUCAUUGUCAGAGGUAGUGUGUAUUUGUAUGUAUUUAAGACAAUUGCCUGAAUGUGAGUAUACACAUCAUGGUUAAGCAUGAUGCUCAGAAAAGUAUCUUUCAUUUAUUUUCAUUUAAAUUGUGAAAUCAGUAACUGUAGUAUAUAUACAUAUUUUUCCAUAUUCUUGACUUCACAGCUACUUCAUGGA